AGAAUAAUGGAAAUCAAAUCGAACGGCGAUACUUCAAUAGCGAAUCGUAUCGUUUAUGGGAUUCCCGAUAACUGGGAGAUCGGAAUCGAAAAAUUUCAAAAAAAAUGAAUCAUUCGAAUUCCUUCGGUAUUAGUGAAAUGGUACAAUUCAUCGGAAUCCGUGAUUUUUGUUUGGAAUGUUUUCAAUUCUUUUUAUACUCGUCUACGGACGAUUGAAAUCUUUACUGCAUUCGGCGAGUUGUUUUUUUCAGACAGAAAUUUCUUAUCGCAAUAAACAAAAAAGAAAGGCAAUAAAAAUCGGACUUCAUGAAAAAUUCAGUUAUCAAAACGAACGAAUUGGCAAGCCAAUCAGGCGCCGAAAAUUCAACUUCGUACAUCACGUACGAUUCGCACGUCUUAUUUUUUUGCGUACGCUUGAAAUGAGAAAUAGAGUCCGCAGCGGGUAUACAGCGUAGGUAUUCAAUAGGCCGACACUUAUCAAAUUAAACGUGUAACGUGCGACUACUUUUUUUCAAGUCUUCCACUUGACUGGCCUACUGACCCCACCAGCCGCCAUUGACUGACUCUAUGGACUCUCAAACGUUGACUCACGUAUGCACGAAUAAAGCUGAGAAAGUGACGUGCGUCCCCCGCCAGAAUUUUUUUUUACUAUUUGUUUUUUUUUGUUUUUUUCUUCUCUCGUUUUCAUAUAUUUUUCUUUUUCCUUCCUUUAUUGGCAUUUCCGAUUCAUAACUCAUUCGGACUCGCGACGUUCAAGAGCUCGGUACUUUUUAUUAUGUUUUAAACAAAUAUUACCACACCGAGUGCUGAAGUUAACGUGGUGCAGUGACAUCCGGAAACUUAUCAGAAGUUAUUACGUGUGCUUCGAGUGAAAAUUAAAUAAAUAUAACUCGGUGAAGUUUUCUCCCGAUCGUAAUUCAUUCGUUUCUUGAAAAAAAAAAGAAAAAGAGAACGCACACAAUUUUCAGGUAUAAAUACUUGGAUCUAUGACAAAAAAAAGGAAAUUUAAAACACGUCGCGAAACGCUAUGAGGAGGACAGCGUGCAGGUGACGCGCGGAUAAAAAAAAUCAACGUGAAAAGGUGGAAAAAAAAAAAACAAAUAUUUUCUCCGACAGAGUGAAAGUGCAGUUUUGAAAUAUUUUCGAUAACAUCGGGGGGUCGAUCACCCUCGUCGUCGCUGACAGGAUGGGCGUUAAUUUUUUCGCGUUAUUCGUAACUCUGACAAUAUCGUUUUCGAACGGGGCACGUGUGAUAAACUUCGUUCCCACGACAACUUCCUCCGCUCGUUCAUCUCAGGUAGCCGUCGACCUCCCGCUGACAACUCGAGACUUUUUUAUCGGUCCGUGUCUAGUGAAAACAAACAACACCUGCCCGGAUGACGAAGUGACAUUCUUCCUUUACACGCGUAAAAACAUGAACGACAGCCAACAGAUCAAUAUAUCAAAAUUUGGAUCGUCGAACAUCCGGCAGACCGAUUUCAACGCUAAUAAUCCGACGAAAAUCAUCAUCCACGGUUACAAUUCGGACAUGUUUCUCGACACGCUGGUCAGUAUAAGGACGGAAUAUCUGACCAGAGGGGAGUAUAACGCCAUAGCGGUCGAUUGGCACAGAUUAGCCGUUGCUCCUUGUUAUCCCGUUGCCGUUCACAACGUACCUCACGUGGGUAAUUGCGUUGCUCAGUUGAUUGAUAUCAUAAAAAAGGAAACCGGUGCCAAGGACAUUCACGUGAUCGGUUUUUCACUGGGCGCACACGUACCGGCGUUCUCGGCUAGGGCUCUCAGACCCUAUAAAAUACCGAGGAUAACAGGACUCGAUCCCGCGAUGCCGUUGUUCAUAACAGUGAGUAAAGAUGAGAAACUCGAUUCGGAAGACGCCGAUUUCGUCGACGUGUUUCACACGAACGCAUUCAUACAAGGGAAGGUCGAGGCCAGUGGACACAUUGAUUUUUAUAUGAACGGCGGGAUUAAUCAACCGGGAUGCUGGGAGAAAAGGAAUCCUUUCGGGUGUAAUCAUCAUCGUGCCGCGGUUUAUUUCGCCGAAUCGAUAAACUCAGAUAUCGGUUUUUGGGGCUGGCCGUGCCCCGGACUUCUUUCAUAUUUACUGGGGUUAUGUCCACCUAGAUUUCCAGCCGUUUUGGCAGGAGAUCGAUGCAAUUUUCAAUACAGAGGUUUUCAUCUCGUCAAAACCAGAGCCGAGGAACCCUUCGCCCAAGGACCGUUCACGGAAAAUCCUCGAGACACUCACAAAUAAUUUCUCCACUCAUUUCUGUCCGUAGAAAAAAAGUUAACAUUAUUGAAAUUAGUUAAAUUAAGAUUUUUAGACGUACGAAAAAAAUGAUGCAACUAUACGUGUAUAUAAAUUGUUUGUUAUUUAUAUAAUCUAAGAAUAUAAUACUAAGUGUUAUUGUU
Molecule: messenger RNA, 2408 nt
Organism: Athalia rosae (coleseed sawfly)
Lineage: Eukaryota; Metazoa; Arthropoda; Insecta; Hymenoptera; Athaliidae
Product: lipase member H
Exons: 1
Coding region: 1186-2250 (354 amino acids)
Biological process (GO): lipid metabolic process
Molecular function (GO): lipase activity
Source: RefSeq, a predicted model, not a curated record